AUGUCUGCUAGCGAAGGUGCUGUUUAUGGUGACUUCGAUGGUCUGGCACAGACGUGGGACAACAUGAAGGUGGUUCGAGACAGGCUCCAGGACUAUCAAGCCAUCAUGUUGGAGAAGCCAAAGCCAGGUGAGGCUCCAGUGGCACUUAAGGGGAGCAUUGCAAAGAACCACCCGAACCUACGCUACAACUCGGAGAUUCUCAUCCCCCUCAUGGUCAAGAUGAAGGACCACCGAGACAAGUUUCCAGAUGUCAAUGCUCUGAGUGACCAGGUGAAGAAAUGCUUUGAGCUGUGCAGGCUGAAUCCCAAUUCCACUACUUUGUCGGACGAGGCAUGGUCCCUUCGAUACAUGUAUGGAUUGGUGAAGCAGUUGACGUACAAAAAAGCACCACCAAGAGUUGUUUCCCCUGCUGUGUCAGCACCCUCCAGUGGCGACAAGGCCAAGGUGGAGCCCCAAGCACCACCAGGCAUUCCUCAAGGGCAGGCCACGUUGAUUGCCCUUGCUGUGCGGCGCCAACACCUGGCCGAAGUGCUGCGGAUUCGCAAGGAGGCAGAAAAAGAGCAGCAGGAGGCAGAAGCAAUCGCUGAAGUCUUUGCUUCGCAGCCUUCUGAGAAUGAGAAAGUUGACAAAAGUUGGAUUGAGAAUCCUGAGAAGGAGGAGAUUCCGAAGAAGAUGGACGUGCCCGAGAAAAUUGAAAAGCCGGAGCAGGCCCCACAGGAGAAUGCGAUUCCCCUUGCAGAGGCUGAGAAGAAGAUUGACGAAGUACCCCUUGAAAAGACCCAGAAGCUUGAGGAUCCCAUCAUGAAGGAUUUUCUCCAGCAAAUUCAGUCAGACCUGAAUGUUGCUGCAGAAGUGCCAGAGGCAGAAGAUCUCCGUAGGAGGCAGCUGACAAUGAGGGCCACUGAGAAAGGAAAGGCUGAAGAGCAGAAGGAACUUCAGAAGGUUCAGAAAGAAAACAAAAAGAAUGCGAAUGCUGCAGCAAAACCAAAACCGAAGGGACGACCUCGCAAAGCAGAAGGUGAUGGUGAAGAAAGGGUGGGCAAGCAAUCCAGGAAGAGGAAGCAAAAAAAUGAAGAUGAGGAUGGUGAUGCUACCUCUGCUGCCUCGCCCAAACCCAAGAAGAAGAAUACCCAGAAUGGCAAGGUUGGCACAGCAUCCCCGAAGGCAAAGGCGAAGGCCAAAGCCAAGAGAGCGCCUCGGGGCAGGAAGGAUGCUGAUCCAAAAUAUGACCCAGGCAUGGUGCAGGACAUGGUGGAUUUGAUGUGCACGUACCAUGAGAAGCCGUAUGACAAGACAAAGGAGAGCAUGCACAAGGAGUUCACGAAAGGAAAAACGAGGAUUUGGGUGAGUAUCUACUGGAAUCGUCCUGCAGGCGGAGUGAAGAUUAUGGAGGGUGACAAGGAAAGCCAGAAGUUCUACUUCAGCUACUGCUACUCGAGUAUCGCGGUGCACAUCUACAUGUGCAACAAGAUGGCCGAGCGCUGGGUGCUCAAGGAUGCCGAAUGGCAUUCAACGGAUGAAGCGCUGCAGCUGUUCCGGCUGCUGUUGUUGAGUGCCACUCAGGUGCCUUGGGUGCUGAUGCCGCUGACGCUGGCGCAUGCGCUGCUGCUGUGCAAUUCGCCUUGCGUCGCUGGUUUGCUGGAGGAGAUGGGCGGCUGGUGGCAGAAAGGGUGGCUACUCUGGUGGAGGUGGAAAGAAGGGAGGCAAGGGGAGAAGGCCUGUGCCGAUUAUGCCCGGGCCUACAGUGCCUGCAGCUGUGGUUCCGCCCCGGCCAAAGCUGAUGCCAACAUCGACACUGGGCCAGAUGAAGAGCGAGUGGUUGUGGAGCCCCUACAUGGCCCUCCACCUCCCACGGCCACUGCGCCCAAGUCUUCGACUGUCACCGGCCCAAGGGCCUCUUCAACGCUGGGUGCCUCGUCGAAGCCAGGCACCAGGGAUGCUGCUCCUCCCGGCGACGGCGAUGGGCACGUGGACAAGCGCCCCCGCAGCCCUUCGAUCCCGCCGCCUGCUCAUGUCCUGGCUGCAAAUGCUGCUGACCCAGGUGAUGGCCCAGAGGGUUCCGCCCCAUCUGGUGGCGCAUCUGGGGCUGCCCCUCCAGUGCUGGCUCCAAAAUCCCGGGGGUCUGACCCAAUUGACCCGGCUACUGUGUUCGGCAUCUUGAACACCAUGACUCCAGGAUCCCCAGAAUCUCAAAAUGCGCUGAUGAUGAUCAUGCGCUACAUGGAAAUGCAUGGAGUGACCGCUACGGCCCCAGUGGCACAGCAACUGAAGCUCCUCAUCGUGAGUCCUCGCCGAUCCUUGACGAGCCUGGAGAAGAACCUGGCAUUGCAGAACGACGUGCUCGGUCUGGAGACCAUCAUUCUGAGCAAGAAAGAGUUCGGAAGCGAAGGACUGAGAGGUAUGGUGAAGCGAGCGGCGCGCUGCCGAUCCCAAGCCACUGCAGCGCCGAUAGCUUCGCCAGCUGCCGUGCUGCAGAGAGCAUUUGUCAUGGUCAUCAUCCUGAUCUUCUACCAUGGCAGUAUGCCAGCAGUGCCAGAGAGGUUGGCGGUGUGGGUGCUGCUGAACUGUGACCCAUUGGGCUUUUUUGUUCUGCUGGCUGUGGUGUGCACGUCCUUUUCAGCCAUCAACAUCGCUACAAGUAAGCGGAAAAGGCAUCGAGCAUGGAGCAACAAUCCCGCUAUCCAUAUUCUGGACCGUGGCAUCUUGCGAAAAGCUGCCCGGGCUCUUUGCCCAUUGCAAACCACGAAAAAGGUCCUAUCCUAUCGCACUUGGACUUCGUAUCCUGCGAUUCUUGCCAGAGCUGCGCAAGGGGUCUACUGGCUGCCCUCCUCUUGGUGCAACUUCCGUGGAGAUGGAGCCGCACAAGUGGUAGACGCCAUGCCUGUGCAAUCUCUGGAUGCCAUGGUGGUUGAAGAGAAGCACAAGUUGCUUACUGAGACCUCAGAGCUGAGCGCUUCUGAGUUAGAGAAGCUGCUGCAGGAACAAGAAGCCAUGCUAAUGGACAAGCUCUGCCCUCGUGACAAGGACCAGACUGCCCAGGAAGUUCCUCCAGCCGCACCCAUUGCAACUCCAGCUCGCAGUGAUACUCCGGCUCCUCUCGACUUGCUGGCUGCCAAGGUGGAACCUCCAAGCGACGAUGCGCCCAAGGCCAGUGUUGGAGUGGUCGAGAUUCCAGAUGAAGACACUGACAUGGAUUCAGAGGAGGAUGACACCACGAAUGCUUUGUUGCAUGCAAAGACGCUUCGACUGGAUGAUUGUCACACGGAGAGCAAGCAGGAUGCUUCUACUGGUGAUGCUGCAGUGUGGCAGAACAAGUACAAUGAGCUACUUGCCCGCUUGGAAAAGCUCGAAGGUGCCAAGAAGCCUGAAGAUUCCUUCACGACACCUACACCGAAGAGGCAGCUGCACACUCCGGCAUCUACAGAAUCUUUGUGCCCAAGCCCUUCGCCUCCACCAGCACCUUCGCUGCCGCCUGUUCCUCCCCAGCUGAAGGCAUUGCCUCCAGCCCCUAGCCUUGUGAUGCCAUUGCCGGCUUCUGGCCCACCUGUUGUGCCAAAGCAACCUUCUCUCUUGCCAUCCCCACCAAAGGCACCUGCUGUCAGUGUGGCAAAGGCACCUGCUGUCAGUGUGGAAAAGGCACCUGCUGUCGGUGUGGAAAAGGCACCUGCUGUCAGUGUGGCGGCCCCAUCAGAGACAACAGGAGAGCCAGGUGGAUUAAAACUUGGAGAAGAAGAUUUGGCCGAGGAGGUGGACUUGAGCCACGAGGAGCUGACGCCGCAUGCCUUGUAUAUGCGGUUGAAAAGGAUUUGCCAAAAGACACCGGCUGGCAAACUCAACGUGGACGCCACGAUCCAUGAUCAAUGGACAUCUGGCAACCGUGAGGAAUUAUUGCUCGCACUGGUGAGGAGCAUGAAACAAGUCGGAUUCGACAACUCGCACCGCACCCGGCAGCAAGUGCGGGCAGAGUUUCAGAAGCAAGUCCUUCAUGUGAAAGAACAGCAGCGGGCAAAGGAAGAAGAAAUUGAAGGAGGCUGGUAUACGGAGGAACGACUGCAGAAGGACUUGUCGUACUCCACGACGUUGAUUUCGAAGGUGAAGACCUACUGCAUGCGCUUCCCAAGCGUUUUGACGAGGAAAUUCAAGUACGAUCAGAACAUCACAGAAUACUUUGUGGAGACGGCCGACACUGUGAAAGUGAAGCGUGCUGAAUUGGAAAGAUUCAUCGCUACUGAGGAGGCAAACCCAAAGGACAUGCCCAGCAAGCCGAUGGAACAUUUGCCGCUGACUGCAUCGAUAUGUGGUGUGACGCCAGACGAAAAUGGGAAGAUUGGUGCAAUCCCAGCAAACGGUGCACUGGAAGCCAAGGAGAACUUGAAGCAAUUUGUGGACUCAGUCCAUCAGAAGGCAGCCACAGUGGUCACAUGGUUGUCUUCCAUUGAUGAAUCUGCAAAUGAGCGAUGCAAGAAGUUUUGCACCGACAUGAAGACGGUGCUUGCUGCCUUCGAGGGUGCUUUUCUGAAAUUGGCAGAGAUUCAGCACCGAUUGGAUUCCAAUGAGAUCCCAGAGGACCAGCUCCCUGGCUUCAACUCAGCUGAGUGCAAGAAGAAACGAUCACCGAACCCAGGACAAGUUGGUGGGGAUACUGCUGAUGAUGGAGACAACCGAUCGCAGCCAAAGCGCCGCACUGUCAAGAGCAAGGAAACUUUGCAAAGCGCUCCAAGCAUUCUCGCAAUCUUCGGGCCAGCAGCACUGCUACGUUAUCCAUGGCUGAAACCGACUGAUGUGGUUAAAGCACUGGCGAGAUGGAACCGCCUUGAUGCCAUCCUCCCAGAGAAAGACAUGCCAACCUCUGUGGCGGCAUUGCGAACUUACUGGAACUUUGUCGAUGGUUGGCUUUUGCUGCGCUUCGUGAAACUUAUGCUGACCACCCUGGUGCACUUGAUGAUGGAAUGGCACUGGUGUCAGAUGACUUGGUUCUCGCUAUGCACUAUCCCCUUGGGAGUCCUUGUCGCCUUGGAUUUUGAAGCUUCCUGCCGAAGCACAUUUCAGACCAUGGAUCCUGAGUUCUGUCGAGGCCCGAUUCUCCAGUAUGACCUCCCUUUGGCUGCAAUUUUGCCGGAUGAGGAAAGAUGCUUCUUGAGGCGAAGCAUGAACUCCUUGAUGAGUAUGAUGUACCGCUGUGGAGCAUGGCUUCAUUCUUCUGAAGCUUCUCGAAUCGGUGACUGGGGUUUGCUUGCGCUACGUGCGCAGCAUCGUUGUGCUGAGCUCUCGGUGGCGGCAAGU
Molecule: messenger RNA, 5283 nt
Organism: Cladocopium goreaui
Lineage: Eukaryota; Dinophyceae; Suessiales; Symbiodiniaceae
Source: the annotation of a GenBank genome assembly